Molecule: messenger RNA, 5680 nt
Organism: Eleginops maclovinus (Patagonian blennie)
Lineage: Eukaryota; Metazoa; Chordata; Actinopteri; Perciformes; Eleginopidae
Gene: paqr9
Product: progestin and adipoQ receptor family member 9
Exons: 1
Coding region: 944-2098 (384 amino acids)
Cellular component (GO): membrane
Molecular function (GO): signaling receptor activity
Source: RefSeq, a predicted model, not a curated record
CUCCCUGGUGCUUUGCCGAAAUGCCGGUCGACUUCAGCCUUACAGGGUGAAGGACUCACGGCAGUCGAUGUUGCAGCUAUGACCCAAGAAAUAUAUUUAAACGUGACUUCACGUCAAAGGACUGUUCACCGGCACACAUAGCGUUUGGUUUUAAUCCCGGGGGUUUAGCCGCCUCUGCAGCGGACAGCAUUGCAACGGACUUGAGCUGGAUGAUUUGAGCUGGAUGAAUUGAAAGUAGGACGUGGAUCCAGGCUGAUGGACUGAACAACAGGAGGAAUAGAAGCCUGCAUUUGCCGGAAAUAGUGUUGAAUGCCAGCAUGACCUACAUACCGCAGAGUUUAAUGGACGCUCCUUUAGGAUCCUGCUGUGUGGAUGCAGCAUACUGACUGACGUCCUGUUAACCUUGUAACACAGUCAUAAAUGACCUUCAUUUUUAUUUGCUACUGCAGAUCUUUCCAGAGUAAGACAUGUGAAUGUGGAUAUGACUGAAGAAGGGGAUGCAAACCAUGCCUUAUGUAAAAGAAGGGAACAUGAUGCAAAUAGCAUGAAUGGCAUGCUGACGCUUUUUUAGGGCUCUGAGGUAAACAGUAAACAAAAAUAUCAAAGCAGUUGGCCUGAGUAUUCUCGUUGCUACACUCUCUCCUGCCGUUUUCUCACAGGAUACUGUUAAAAUAUACACCAUAUCUGCUAUUUGGAUUAGCCUACAGCUCAUGGGGCCCACAGUGGAGCUGGGGUCAAAGGUCCACAUAAGAGCUGGGCUGAAAUUUCUUUCAAGCCAGAACAGAUUGCAGAUGCCUUAACCACAAGUCAGCAAGAGAUUGUAUGGUGAUCACUCACUGCUGUAAUCAGCCGACAGUAAAGCAAUAAAACCUGCAGUGUGGUGCAGGAAAAGACGGAUUCAAUUAAACACUUUCUGCUGUGAGACACAUUAACUGUUGCCAGUAUGCUUCUAAACUGUGGCCAGUCAUUGCCUCUUCUGAGGCACACGGAUGUGCCAGCUCGGGUCAAAGAAAACUUCAUCUUGACUGGCUACCGCUUCCCAAACUACAGCCUGAAGGAUUGCUUACUGUCAGCAUUAAGGCCUACCAAUGAGACAGGUAACUUCUGGACACACUUCCUGCCAGUUUUUAUCUUUGCAUAUUAUUUUGUGGAGGUAUUUGGUUGGGAAGGUGCGCCGCAUGCAGACUCUCCAUUCUUCUAUCCACUGUGGAACUAUUUUAUUGGGGUCUUCUGUCUGUUAAUGGCUAGCAGCAUGGCCCACCUGCUCAAUUCAAUGUCUCUGGUGGUGAGGGAAGUCUGCUUCUUUGUGGAUUACGGCACCAUCAGUUCCUACACAGUUGGCUCAUCUUUGGCAUACUACUACUACAUCCACCCUCGAGCAGGUAUAGUGGAGACAGGAGGCUACAAGGGCUCCCAAACUGACAUGAAAGAGGAACCUGCAGGCCCUCAAUCCUAUGCAAUCCCAGACUUCUGUGUGUUUUUUGAGAACUUCUACAUCCCUACCGCAUGUCUUGUUGCGAUCAUUUGCGUGUUGUCUUGCUGCAAUACUAGACAGAGGUGGAGGCGGCAUCGAUACCUCAUCCGAACCUUUGUUUUCCUCCUGCCAUUCCUCAUCUCUUCCACGCCCGUGUUCUACCGCCUCCUCACCAGUUCACCUUACUCCCCAACCUCGUCGUCCUGUGCGGCUUCCACCUCAACAGCCAGCUUCUUCUAUCGCCAUUGCUUUUGGCUGCUGGUAUCAGCUGUCUUCAACAUCAGCAAGAUCCCCGAGCGACUGGCCCCGGGGCGUUUCGACAUCUGGGGCCACAGCCACCAGUGGUUCCACUGCUGUACGUUUUUGUCCAUCCUGGACGAGCUUCACAUGAUCAAGGCUGAAGUGAGGGCGAUCCUGCUCAGCCCGACUCUGCUGCUGCCUCCAGCCACCCUCGCCCGCCUACCUGGACCCACCAUUGCUUCCACCUAUGGGGUUAUGCUCCUCCUCCAGACAACCAUAAUCUCCGUCAUCGUGUGGUUCUCUUGGCAUGCCAACUGCAUUUUCGGACCCGAGAGAGACAAGCUGGCAAAGGAACACCCCAGGGAACACCUCAAAUGCCACUGAUUUUUUUUAUCAUCACGAUGUAAUGGAAGUUUUGCACAUGCAUACAGAGCGACUCAAACAUUUCCUGUUCUGAUUUUAGUCCCUCAUAUGUUCCAACCCCUUUAGGAGUUAUUUUCAGGCUUUAAUAGGCAAAAAUCAGGGACAACAAGAGAUGAAAGGAUUAUAUUCUGAGGUCACCACAGGGUGGCUGUCUGGUUUAGUGGAUAUUGAAGGACCUUGCCAGUUCUUUCCCCUGAGCUGGUCCUGCAUGUUCCAACAGGAUAUGUGAGCAUGGGUGAUAAUGACUACCUCUAGGGACUGUCCACUUGAGGCACACAGGAAAGGCAGAAAUUGUUCCACUUGGUGGUUUAAAUGUCAUUUACAUAAAUUGGUUAUGGGCAGACUGCUGUCAAGUAGUUGCUCCUGUUGUACUUCCACUUCCCCUAUCCUUGAAUGGCAUAUUUCAAGAAGGCCUGCGCUAUGGUUGCAGUUUGUGAUACAUUGUAUUGACUGGUGACCACACCUUCUCUUCCUCUGACUUCCAUGAACGCUCACACGCACUCUCAUUUCCUCUUCUUUCAAGUGACCCUUUCAGCAGGAAGUGCGGUGGCCUUGAUGACGCAACAGAAAUAACUGAGAACCUAUAUCAGUCUUACAGUAAAGCACUUUCAAAGGGCUGCUCAAAUCCGCUCUUUCAUUAAGAAGCCUUGCUUGCUUUUAACUUUAAAAGAGGCGUACAUUACGGAAGCAGAAAAUGAUGUCCUGCCAAUAUGUUUUGUUGGUUUAUUUAAAUGUGUGUAUACAUAAUGCAGUGACUAUUUCCCCUUAGAUGACGCUGAAGUGCUCUUGUUCAGAUUAGAAGAAGAGUCGGAGGAUGAAACCCUCUUUAUUAGUCACACACAUGCACACAGCAGAGAGCACACAGUGAAAUUGGUCCUCUGCAUUUAACCCAUCCUAGUACUAGGAGCAGUGGGCAGCUAUUGUGCAGUGCCUGGGGAGCAAUGGGGAGGGGGGACUGGAGGUGUCCGGUGCCUUGCUCAAGGGCACCACAGCAGGUUAAAUGCCAUGUCAGUCUGAAUUGAGAGUAUAAAAGUGAACUGGACCUGGUACUCAUUCUGAACAUUCAUAUCUCUAUCACUCAGAAAGAUUUCUAAGCAGUUGCUCCAUUUCAGAGGCUUUGUGAUCUUUUUGGACAAUGAAAGCAGACAUUUCUUUUUAUGUCGUGUUGUGAACAGCAGCCUUUCUGAGCAAAAGCCAUACUGGAACAGUGACAGAAUUACAUCAGGAACUUUCUGGUUAGAUUUGCACUCGACAGUUAGAUCAGGUAAAUAGCAGUUUGCACAUUUCAAAUAUUACCAUAAACUUCAAGUCAAAGAACUAAGCAUCUGUUUUCUAGAAAAUAUUCUUAUACACCAGGCAAUCUUUGAGAAACCCAGAGGGUCUUUUGGUAGAAUUUUCUGAAGAUACUUCAAUGACUGUUCUUUUUAGUUACGCACCUAACCAAAAUUGAAAAUUCAGUUUAUUAAGCCUUAAUCAAUGUUAUGUUUUUAUUGUUUCAUAGCUCCAUACAAAGGUGUAUAUGUUUGCUAUAUUUAGUUAUCCUGAUAGAAAGAACAGUCAUUGAACAAUUUAACAAUGUGUUCAGAACAACAUUGAAUCUUUUUAAGAACUAUCUGGGUUUUUAGAGAUGAUGGGGUAUUUAUCACCUGAACAGAAUGAAUGCUUCAUGUUGUCUCUUUAUCAGCUUCAGCUGCAUGGAGCCUGUGAGCCGCUCUCUGUGCUGUACGGUGACAUCCUCCCUGCACAUGUGUGAGCUACAACCUUGCUGAAUACCCAUGUAGACUGCCUCUGUCUUUACGCUUUUUCUUUAUAGAAUCCUGCUGGGUUUAGUUGUUUAAAAUAUAUUUUUUAGAAAAUAUAUUUGACUGUGCCAAUUGUCUGUGUCCAUGUUUGUCAUGUGUUUCAAGUAAAAAGGUACAAGGUUCAGAGAGAAAUGUGAAUGAUAUUGGUCAGUAAUGGAUAAAAAAGUACAGCCUUAAGGCCUGUGCAGUGCUUCUUCUAAUGUUCCAUCCAAAAAGUGUCCCAAACAAACCUUCGUCAAUGAUGGCCAUUGGAUUUGACCUGAUGGACUGAUUUUUUUUUUCUGGCUCAUCUGUUUUGGCAUUUUCAUUUCUGCUGGGUCACUUAUUGGCAUGUUUGAUUGCAUUCCAUAAACAUGUUCUUUCACAAAAUACAUGGUAAUGGGUCCAUGAAAAAGUUCUGCGCAUUGAAAAAUGUAUUUCUUUGUUCAGAGUUUAUUUACACACUGAAAAUGGUCCAUGGUGGGAUGAAGAGUGAUGUGUUUUCUCUGUGUGUUUUCAUGGUGUUCUGUAAUGUCCUCAAUGAUUAGGGAGAGAAUUAAAUCUAAAGUAGACUUGCAUGUCACAUUUACAUGUUGAUAACUCAUGUUGAUCACUGUCUAAUUCCAGAAAUAUGAUUAACACUGUAUUAGUUGUACUCAUAUAUCCGCAGUGUUCACAUGCACAAGAGAACACGUUUAGAGAUGAUGAUGUUUAUUAUGUACACCACUGGGACUGAAUUGCUGUUAUAGUACACUUUAAAUCUAGCAACAUUUUUCUUUAAGGGAGAACCAUGCAGCAAUGUAUUAUUCAGCACAUUUCAGGUUUAGAUUUCUAAGAGUAGUCAGAGAAUCAUCAGAUUAUGAUGCAUCCAAUGUUUCUACCUCAAUGGAGCAUGUUUGUCACUGUCUUGAAGAUUCAUCAUCCGUCAUCAGACUUGAAUCUGUCAGUGUGUAAGUUUAAGUAUGAGACACACUGCUGUAUCUCACCCAGUCAGGCGCUCAGGGCUGACUGAGGAACUAAAACAACAUUUACACAUGCAUUUCAAUGAUCAAGUAAUGGGGACGGAGGACGUUUAUAGAAUCUGUUAAGGCUGACAAACCCUCUUCCAUCAUGGUAAUGGAUGUAUCGAAAAGCACUAAUAUGGCUGAUGAUUUUAUUGAAUAAAUGUUGCUAAAAAGUUGCUAUCAACGUGCCAAUGUAUUCAUUUGACUGUUUAUAUGACACCUCAUAUGGCUAUAGAUUUGAUUUAUUUGUGUUUCUAGCCAGACUAGCAGCAUUGAUCACCAUUUGUUCCAGAGGGAGUGAUGAAUCCUAAAGAGUUCAAUGAUCUCACAUGAUCCUUUGACUUUUCAUGUAGGUCAUUUGUAGCAAAACGUUGAUUCGUAUUAACAGCUUUCCUCUUAUUCCUCCACCGACAAAAAUGGCAUCUAACAGUAGAGCAUUAACAUGUAAAGUACAGCAUUAUGGUUUCCAUGCUGUACCAUAGUAUGUUAAUAUUCACCUGGUAGCAUGCCAAGUUCAACAAGCUAAGCAUGAUUAGAGGCACAUUAUUGAGGAGGUAAAGACCAGCAUUAGUUAAAAUCGACUUUUAGAAUAAAAAUAUGAAUUUUAUAUUUAUACAUUUGAUGUAUGAUGUUAUUAAAUAUCUAAAAAUUGUAAUUAAUCAACCUACUAAGUAAAACAUUUAAGAUGAUGAACACAUAAUGCACUAAUUAUAUCUGUCUUUAAAUUUGCCAUUGUGCAGGAUGAGUACUUUUACUUU